Messenger RNA from Corticium candelabrum, 2076 nucleotides. RefSeq lists its product as uncharacterized. The record is from RefSeq and is a predicted model, not a curated record. The transcript is spliced from 4 exons. The coding region runs from base 679 to 2076 and encodes 465 amino acids. NCBI's taxonomy places the organism in Eukaryota, Metazoa, Porifera, Homoscleromorpha, Homosclerophorida, Plakinidae.
AUUGCAGUCAAACGAACUCCACCCUAUUCCUGUUCGUUCAGAAGUGUGGAGUCUAGUUGGAAUUGAUCUCAUGGGACCGCUGACAAUGACAAGUCAAGGAAACCAAUACAUACUAACAAUGACAUGCUAUUUCAGUAAAUGGGUUGAAGCUUUCCCCAUAUCAGACAAAACUGCUGUUACAGUGGCCAGGGCUUUGUACACUGCCUACUGCAGGCAUGGAGCACCAAACGAUAUUAUCACUGAUCAAGGCAGAGAGUUUGUCAACCAGGUUGUAUGAGAUAUGUCCUAUGUGCUUGUUAAUUAAAUCAUGUAUGUCCAAUGUAAACUUUGCUUCACCUGUAGGUGUAUGUACCACUAGUUGGAUGUUUAUACUGUGUUUGCUUCAACAGGUGUGCAAGGUACUCCAUUGUCAAUUCAAUGUCAGGCAAAGAAUAACAGCCGCUUAUCAUCCUCAGUCUAACGGACUAGAUGAAAGAACAAAUCAAACAAUUAGAAAGUAAGAUAAACAAUAUAAGAAGAUAAGUGUAGUUCUAUUGCAAUUAGAGUAUUAUGACUACAUAGAUGCCUUGAAAAUUGGUAAUAGAGCAUGAAGAAGACUGGGAUGAACUCCUUGACCCAGUUCUCUUUGCUAUUCGAACCAGUGUUCAAGAGUCCACCAAGUUCACUCCUUUCUUUUUAAUGCAUGGGCGAGAAGCUAGGUUUCCUUUAGAAGCUGAAAACAGUGAGAUCACUUCUGUCAGUCAGUUGGGUGAUGUGCAGCAAGCAGUACAUCAUCUAAAGGAAAUGAGAAACAAAGUUUUCCCUCAAGUAAAAGAAAACAUUGAAAACAGUCAGGAAAGACAGAAACAACAAUACAGAAAAAGAAAAGGAGCUGUAGUAAACUCUAUCCAGGUUGGACAGACUGUUUUGCAAUUAAAUAUGCUAAAAAGGACAACGAAAGGUCAUAAGAUGGAAGACACCUGGCUUGGACCAUACAGAGUUAUAGAAAUGACUGCAUCUGGUGGCUGUGUCCUUCGUUGCAUCAAAACUAAUUCAACAAUGAAGCGCAAAGUUAAUAUUAGUCAGCUGAAGAUCUACAAUACACCACAGAAGUCUUCUGAAUUGGCAAAUGCGACAAGCAAAGAUGAUGAAUCAGCUGCUACUAGGAUUAAGGGCAACAGCAAGCCAAAUUUCUCAGAUUUAGAACGUCAGCUAUUUGAUCAAAGUCUGUUACGGCUGUGGCGCACAGGAGCAAUAUGGGAGGCUUGGAAAGCUGAAGAAGACGACGAGAGAGAGCUUGCUGAACAUACAAGCUCUGUUGAAGAAUGUUGCCUUAGUGUCAAUGUAGACGUGGCUCUGUGGCUAAACUGUCGAACAUAUGAGAAAAAGCCAACAUUAAAACGAGUUAGUGAUUUUGUGCUAGUAAAUCCUGUUGUUCAUCAAGAGUUCAAUGAUUUUGCAAAAGCUGAAAUAACACCAGAAUUGCAAUUACUACUAGACGUGGACUUGAUUAAGGUCUGGGAAACUGACAAAGCACUCUCAUUGCCAAGGGUGUCUCGAUAUCAAAACGUGUAUGUCAGCAUCAGCAGCUCUCGACUUGAUGACCUAUGUCUGUGGGUAUAUGAUAUGAGAAAGCUGUAUAACAGUAAAGGAAGAAGUUUGUUUGAGGUAGUUAAUAAGAGAGCAAGUAUGCCUCAAACAUUGUCUAGUCUAACAUCAGCUGCCGAGAGUUCACAAAGAUGGGUACAUGGUCUGGAUCUCAAUGAAACUGAUAAAUGUAUUAUACAAGGCAAGUGUGCCGACGGCUUUCUAACUGACAAGCACAUGCAUGCUGCUCAUCAGCUUCUAUUAAAGCAGUUUCCCUACAUCAGUGGACUAGAGUCAACACUCCUUUGCCAGACUUACGGAUUCGCUCAUGUAACAAGUGAUGCUAUUCAGAUUCAUUUUACAGGAAGUCAUCAUUGGGUGACUUCAACCUGCUUUGGCAAACAAGUACGACUAUACGACAGCAAUGCUGGCCUACACUUGUCUCCUUGUAUGGAACACAGCUGGCGCAAAUCUAUCAAUUGGCUCACAAAGACAACAUUCUCAUGGUAG